Molecule: messenger RNA, 1565 nt
Organism: Castor canadensis (American beaver)
Lineage: Eukaryota; Metazoa; Chordata; Mammalia; Rodentia; Castoridae
Source: RefSeq, a predicted model, not a curated record
GGUUCAAACCCCAAGACUGUCAAAAAAAAUGCUAAUAAUAGUAAUUAUUUAGUCUCGUAGUUUAGUUUUUCUGAUUUAACAGAUUAAUUUUUUCUUUUAAACAGGUUGAAUCAAGAGAUUCUUUGAAUAGCAUAGCCCUGAAAUUUGAUACAACGCCCAACGAACUUGUUCAAUUAAAUAAGUUAUUCUCCCGAGCAGUUGUCACUGGACAGGUUUUAUAUGUUCCUGAUCCUGAAUAUGUCUCCAGUGUUGAGAGCUCUCCAUCUCUAAGCCCUGUAAGUCCUCUGUCACCAACGUCAUCCGAGGCUGAAUUUGAUAAGACCACUAAUCCUGAUGUAGUCCACCCAAAAGAAGCAACUCCCUUGUCUACUUUUACUGGUAUUCGACCUGCAAGAGUUGUAUAUUCAACUUCUGAGGAAGAAGAAGCAUUUACUGAGAAAUUUCUUAAAAUUAAUUGUAAAUAUAUCACCAAUGGCAAGGGCACAGUCAGUGGUGUGCUGCUAGUUACACCAAAUAAUAUAAUGUUUGAUCCACAUAAAACUGACCCUUUGGUUCAAGAGAAUGGCUGUGAGGAAUAUGGCAUCAUGUGUCCAAUGGAAGAGGUGAUGUCAGCUGCAAUGUACAAAGAAGUUUUGGAUAGCAAAAUAAAGGAAUCCUUACCCAUAGAAAUAGAUCAGUUAUCAACAAGGGACUUCUGCCAUUCAAGGAAAAUGACAGGAAUUAAUACUGAGGAAAUAGACUCCAGAACCCGUGAUGCAGGUAAUGAUAGUGCCAGCACUGCUCCAAGAAGCACUGAGGAGUCUCUUUCUGAAGAUGUGUUCACAGAAUCAGAGCUCUCUCCUAUCAGAGAGGAGCUUAUCUCCUCAGAUGAGCUGCGACGACAUAAAUCAUCUGGUGCAUCUUCAGAAUCUGUGCAAACUGUCAAUCAGACUGAGGUAGAAUGCUGGACAGGCACAUCAGUGUCUGCUAGUACUCCUGGUCACGUAAAAUCCAAUACUGGACAUUCAGCAAAUGAAGGUGGGGCUUUAGCUCAUGAAACUGAUUUAGGUAAUCUUGAAAUGGCCAGUAAGGAAGGAGAUCACGUUACAGAUAACCUUCAAGAAGUAUCAGACCCUAAAAAACAAAGCACAAGUACAAAAGGUAAUGCAGAACAGGAUUCUUUUCAUCAUGAAAAUUCAAUCCACCAACAGGAGAGUGAAGAAAAUAUACCUUGUGGAGAAACAACAGAAUUUAAACAAAAGCAAACUGUUAACAAAGGCAAACAAGGAAAGGAGCAAAAACAAGACUCAGAGACAGAAGUAGAAGAGCUACGCAAACUGUGGAAAACUCAUAGUAUGCAGCAAACUAAAGAGCAAAGGGACAAUAUUCAACAGGUGUCACAAAAAGAAAUUAAGCAUAAAAUUGCAACUGCUGAUGGACAUAUAGAUGGAAAAGAGAAGGCAUCGAUUACAUAAGUUCUUAUGUCUCAGAGUUGGAAAGCCAAUGAGAAAAACAUUUGUAUCCCAAGCAAGUGCCACAAUGCAACAGUAUGCACAAAGAGAUAAAAAACAUGAAUACUGGUUUGC